AUGGCGACAAGAAUCCCGUACGCAGACAAGGGUAAAGGGAUUGCUUACCCGACUGACUCCAGCCAACGGAAGCAAAUAAGAGCUCCGGAACUGGACACCUCAGACCUGGUCAAAGACAAUGCGCUCACGCUCAUAGGGCGACUGACAAAUCCAAGGGAACAGAAACUACGUGCUAUGUUCUCGUUCUUCACAGAUCGCUGGGAACUGAAGAGUAGCUUUGAAGGGUCGGACCUGGGAUACGACUGCUUUCAACUUAGAUUCAACCUACAGGAAGAUCUACACAAAGUCCUAGAGAAUAGACCAUACCAGUUUGGAAAAUGGAUGGUGGUCCUCCAAAAAUGGGAACCGAUAAUUUCCACAAGCUUCCCAUCCCAGAUCCCUCUCUGGGUGCGAAUCAAAGGGCUCCCGCUCCACUUCUGGAAGAAAGAGCUUCUCUGCGACAUCGGUAGGGAACUAGGAACCUUCCUAGGAUACGAAAUCACCAAACUUGAAGCCAAGAUCCAUGUCUCCAUAGACGCACUAGCCCCCAUCGUAAAGGAAACAGUAGUGGAAUUUGCAUCGAGGGACGAAACCCUAGUAACGCUGGAAUAUGAAAGACUGGAUUUCCACUGCUCUAUUUGCAACAAGCUAACACAUGCUUCAAGAGAGUGUGGAGAAAAAGCUACUGGACCUACAGAAAGGGCUGACCUCAAUCAAAGAAACAUCACCAAACCGCAGCAAAAUCAAGAUGGAGGAAGAGGAAACAGAGAGAGUAGAGGCGACAGAGAAAGGUCACCUGACUUUAGUCAUCGGAGGGAUCGACAUGGCAGAGCGUACGGAAGUCGGGUCCAGUACAGCAACCGGGGGAGUGAAAAAAGUAGAGAAAGGUCCAUUGAGUCAAGCACAAACCGUAGCUACAGAACGACCAGAGAUACUCAAGAGAGACGCAGAGAAUACCCAAACCGGGAGGUUGAGACCUCCAACGGAACGGGAAGAGAUAUGCGCAACUACCUACAAGACAGGAGAGAGUCAACUGGUCGGAGACACCUCCCUGAACUACAAUGGAGAGAGAAACCCGGAAGCAGACAUCCAAGAGAGGAAAGCUUACCAGUGGUAGCGGAGAACUCUAUAUUCAGGACGCCAACAAGAGAAAUAGGAGAGGAGGUACAGCGAACCACCUCAAUCCCCACCACGGAAGAGGUGAUGGAAGACUUACAGGACGUGACUAUCCAGUAUGCAAACUGUUCUGACCCCAUUGAAAGAGCUGCAAGAUUAAGAAGAAUACUCCAAUCAGAAGAGCAAGGGCUGAUGGCUACAACUGCGGCACAAAUAGUAGCUACAGCGACUGAGAACUAUUACCGGACACUCCAGUACGAUCAGGAGGAACAGCCACCUCCAAGAGUGGACCUGGCUGAGGUCUUAACGGAAGUUGUAACGGAGAUGGUACCGGAAUCACAGAACGUCCCGAAGAAAAGAAGAGGCCGACCCUCAAAGAACAAGAGGACCAGUCCCAUGAUUGGAACAAGCCUGAAAGCGAGAAGAUUCACAUCAAUCAAUGGAGGUACAUCAAAGGGUGCGGGACCGUCUAACAGAAAUGGAAUGGCAACAAAGAAAAAAACAGAAAGAGGGAAGCGUCACAAACCCUGUGGGUACGAUCGUACCAGCUAUCUCAAGAACAACGGUGGAUUUUUGGCAUCCACCAAGUUCAAUUCCUUAAAAAUAGCGAGCUGGAACUGUUGUGGGCUGGGAAAUCCCAUGAUAGUCCAGCGACUGGGAGGAAUACGCUCAAGUAUUCGCCCUGACAUCCUAUUCCUCAUGGAAACAAAGAAUCCCGAUGACUUUGUCCUACAAACCCUACAAUGCGAAGAGUAUGAGGCACAUGUACUAGUCUCACCCCACAACCCUGGUGGAGGAGGUCUAGCCCUAUUCUGGAAAAAAAGAUUUGGAGGUUGA
This is a messenger RNA of Microthlaspi erraticum, 1932 nucleotides long. The record is from the annotation of a GenBank genome assembly. Lineage: Eukaryota; Viridiplantae; Streptophyta; Magnoliopsida; Brassicales; Brassicaceae.